AAAAAGAGACUCAAAACAAAAAUGGCUGAACAAAAGAAGGCUCCUUUGAUGAGAAAGGAAGAAGACUUCGUUAAGGCUUUGGAAGGUUUCAUUACACCCACCGAUCAAGUUGCCUUGUUGUUGGAUUACGAUGGCACCUUGGCCCCAUUGACCGAAGAAUUGUCGGUUAUGCCUAAGGAUACCGAAAUCAACAUCAAGAAAUUGGCUGCCAACGAGAAGAUCUUCAUGUGCAUUUUCUCUGGUCGUGAAUUGACCGAAAUCAAGAAUCACUUGAAAUUGCCCAAUGUCACCUAUGCCGGCAAUCACGGUUUGGAAGUUGAAUAUCCAUCUGGCAAGAAAUUCAAAAUUGAAAUGCCCGAAGAAUUGUUGGAAAAGCACAACAAAUUGGUCGCUGAACUCAAGGAAAAGGUUGUGUGCUCCGGUGCCUGGGUUGAAGACAAGAAAAUCUCUGUCACCUAUCACUACAAGGGUGUCAAUGACAAAUUGAAGGCCAAAUUGAUUGAAAGCGCCAAGGGUUUGAUCCAAAGCCACGGCUUCCAAUUGAUCGAAACUCCCUAUGCCUUGGAAGGCAAACCACGUGUCAACUGGGAUAAGGGUGAGGGCGCCAAGAUGAUCUUGGAAAAACAAUUCGAUGCCGAUUGGGCCAAGAACUUGAAAAUUGUCUACUGCGGUGAUGACACCACCGAUGAAGAUGCCAUGAAAAUGUUGGCCGGUAUUGGCAAAACCUUCAGAGUCUCUGAAUUGCCCAACUUGAAGACCUACGCCAACUUCCAAAUCAAGACUGUCGAAGAAGUCGGCUGGUUGUUGAAGGCCAUCCAAGCCAACUAUGAAAAGAAGAAGAACUAAGAA
This is a messenger RNA of Musca vetustissima, 849 nucleotides long. RefSeq lists its product as uncharacterized. Bases 22 to 846 code for a protein of 274 amino acids. The transcript has 4 exons. Gene Ontology annotation, molecular function: trehalose-phosphatase activity. Lineage: Eukaryota; Metazoa; Arthropoda; Insecta; Diptera; Muscidae. The record is from RefSeq and is a predicted model, not a curated record. Gene Ontology annotation, biological process: trehalose biosynthetic process.